Copidosoma floridanum is the source of this 4308-nucleotide messenger RNA. RefSeq names its product DNA fragmentation factor-related protein 4 (gene Drep4). Lineage: Eukaryota; Metazoa; Arthropoda; Insecta; Hymenoptera; Encyrtidae. The record is from RefSeq and is a predicted model, not a curated record. Gene Ontology annotation, cellular component: nucleus; cytoplasm. Gene Ontology annotation, molecular function: DNA endonuclease activity. Gene Ontology annotation, biological process: apoptotic process; apoptotic DNA fragmentation.
CUUCCGUAGGUCGCUUAUUAUUUUACUUAUUUAAAAAGUUUAAUCCACCUUAGCCCCUGUUUUUUUUUGUAUUUAAUUUAAAAAGAAAAGGAAACAUAAAGAGCCGCGCGUUUAGAUAAAAUAGCAGCGUAUAAAGAUGCAACAAAAUAUCAAGUAAAGCUGCAUAUAUUUUUACACGCUCGUCGCUUUUGGUAUAAGUUUCGACGAAAUCAGCUGUGCAGAAUUGGAUCCGACCGAGUCAGUUGCUACUACUGCUAUACUGCCACUAUCAUAAAUCACAAGAACGCUACUGAGAAAGCGAUCAUCAUAGAAGAUCGGAAUUGAUUCCUACGACUCGUACUUACGCGUCACUGUUAGGUUUUUAUUUGAUUUUUUUUUUUAAUUUUUUUUUUUGACAUGUCACUACUCUCCGAGUGCUAUCGCCGACUCUCCAACAGUUCAACAUCGAACCAACAACCGCUAAAAGGCUACAAGGUGACGGAUGUGAACCGAACGAGAAAAAUCGGAGUCGCGUGCCGCAGCCUGUACGAGCUCAAACAAAAAGCAUGCGCUAAAUUCAACGUCACAAAUGAUUUAUCGGAGAUUGAAAUUUACCUGCUGGACGGAUCGGAAAUAGAUGAAGACUACUUUACAACACUGGAACCCCAAACAACCUUGAUUUUUCGCAGACCGGGUGAAAAGCUUUUGACCGAGGCGGAUGUGCUUUACCAGAUGCUGAGGCGGGUGAACGAGAGUUUCUUCCAGAAAGGACAGAGAGCCGAGGAAUUACUCACGGUUAAGUUCAAAGACAAAAUUUCUCUGCUGAAUGAGAUGCUCAACAGUGACGACUCAAAGACGAUGCUCACCAGCCCCGAGGAGCACCCCGAAUGGUUCGACGGCUUGGAGACCCGCGCCCGGACUAAGGAAGCAUACCUGCAUCGUCGCUGUCAAGACAGAAUCAGGGGUUACCUUUAUAAGAUGAUCGAGCAGGUUCGGUUAUCCGACGAGUACAAUCGUAACUCAGUUGCGCGCAAGCAGCUCCAAAGUGCUAUCGCCUUCUUCAAGCUACAACUCAAGAAGGACCACUACUUUGGGUUCUACUUCGACCGCAGCUACGCGAUCACAGCCGGAGAUGAUGAGAUCGACAGCUCCGAGAAAACAAUUGACUGCACAUACGAACACUGUCCCUGCAAAAUGAGCAUUUCGUCGUAUGAAAGGUAUAUCUUAGGUCUGACAGACGAUGAUAUAGAGAAAUCUGAUGACAAGGUCGAUGACGCCGAGGAUACCGAUAGCGAUGAAGUCGACGCAAAAAAAUUGAAAAUGUCACCUCAAAAAGAAGCUUGCGGAGGAUUCCUGACCACUUCGGACAGAGAAGAGCUUCAAAAAGCAGAAGCUCAGUGUAAAUACAAAAUUGUAAUGAGGCACAGAAAGGAUAUGAAAGCCCUUUGUGACGAAAGGGGUGAAUUCAGGUGCAAUGGAGUCUGGAAUCGUGACGUGUGUUUGUUUACCGACAAGCACCGAAUCAAUCCCUACAGGUCCAAGGAGGAGCUCAUUCUCUUCUCCACCUGGAACCUUGAUCACAAGAUCGAACGUUCCAGAACAAUAGUGCCACAGUUAUUAGAGGCCUCGCGAAACGACGAACUCUUCGAAGACAAAGUCAUUGAGUUUUACAAUAAUCUUUUCACGGUGAAAAAUUUGAAGCUCGUGCACAUCGUGUGUCAUGAUAAAGGUUCACAUAAAUAAACUUGCGGUAGCGGCAGUACUGAAAUAAUACAUAUUAUUGUUGUAUACAAUACGUACAGACCCGUGCAAUUUAUGUUUGUACAUACCUGUACAUUAUGUUUAAUGUCUUACCAUCUGAAGAAAAAUGAAAAAUAUUGCACUAUAUUUUAUUACGAGCAAACCAGCGUGGGUGAAAAAAUGCGCAUAAAAUAAAAGCAAUUUUCGAAAAUAUUUAUGACGGAAUGAGAAAAUAAUGGUACAGAUACCAUAAGUUAAAUGCGUAUUUAUUCACGGAUACUUGUUUAGGCACAUAGUUUUUAUUAUAUUGUGCCGAUAUCCGCAAUUUAUAGUUUAUAAAGAGUGACAGUUAAAUGUUAAAAUAUCUCAUCGAGUAUAUGGAUUGUUGAUUCUAUACACUAUCUGCACAUCUGUGCAUACAUACAUACGUGUAUCUUUCGCAACGCAUUAAUUGGCUAACGGAGUUUUUGAUGAUUUUUUUUUUUUAUCUGAUGGGCCAGUUGCAAUUUUUCACUGUGAUUAAUUUAUCUUGUGGUAUUUGUACACAAGAAUUUUUUGUAACUAAAAAUCGAGAGUAAAAGGAGGACGAGAUAGUUUUUAGUAGGCGAAGUACCUAAUUUAUAAUUUUAAACUUUCACUCUAUGCUUUUGGUGAAUUUUUUACUACAUAUAAAUUUUCGUUUGUGCUUGAUCUUCUUCUUAGCUAAGAGGAUUGGUCGGUAAAAUAAUUGGUUCGUUCGAUUAAAUACAAACACACUAUGGACGGUUGAUACACCAAUAACCCUAUAAACGAGCGUGACAUGAUAUCUCUAACACGCUCUUUUAUCUCCAGUCCAUCCUUAUUUUACUCAUUAAAAAAAUGUUCGAUAAACUUGGUGUAUCAUGUUUAACAGGGUAACAGACAACUCCUAGAAACAUAUUUUGUGAUGGAUGGCGAUAACGAGUUUGAUUGACCAUGUACAGGACCGAUGUUGAGAUACUUGAGUUGGAUUGCUUUUAUGAUCAGAGCCAUGGCUAUUUUACAAUCAUUCAGGAACGGAGGUUUUAAUGUAGCAUUGUUGAGUGCGUAAUUUUUAUGCGUUGUUGGGAUUAAACUCACGCACACCGUCCAAAUUGCACUGAUGAUAAUAGUAAAGAUGUUAUGACAUUAAACUAUGGUAUGAAAUACUUUUGAGAAGUUGGAAAACUAAAAAAAAGAAAAAUGAUAAAACCAUAAGCGAAGGCAUAGUAUUAUAUUUUUAUUCUGUGUUUGCACGUUUAAAACUUAUCAAUUCUAUAAAUAUUUUACAAUAUGGCAAACCUGAAAGAACUUAUUAGUGCCAAAAGCAACAAAAUUAUGUAAUGCUGAAAUACUGAAAAAAAAAUCAUUUAAAUUGAGUAAAUGAUACUACGAAUCGAUUUUAAAUAUAUGCUACAUGAUUUUAAAGAAAUGUAUGUGUUGAUGAGUCAAAGUAUUCCUAUCGAUUCACAAAAAACGUACAUACUUUCUAAUUCAUCACGUUUCAUUGCAUUUAAAUCAGAGCAAUAACAAUGAAAAUGAGGUGGAAUAAUUAAAAUGCCUUAAUAUUCGUUCAAAGCUAAAUUCGACUAUGCGGUACUCAUAUAUUUUAGUAUUGGAGUAAAGACAUAUACUAAAAAAAUGGAUAACAGAGAACAAAUGUACAGCAUUGCUAUGAUUCAUAAAUAAGAACUGUUACGUGCACCGUGAUAUAUUUAGUGCCAGUAUUUGGGAAUUACUUUAUAUAUUCCGAUAAAUGAAAAUAUGGUCAUAUUCUAUACCCAUAAUUUUGUCACUACAUAAAAUGUACUUUACAUUCGAUCAGGAGCACACUUUAAUUUUCAUCAUCUAGGUGUGUAACAUACUGUUUUUGCCCUUAUUGCGGUUUACAUAUGGAAAAGAAAAAAAAAUGUAAUUAAAACAGAAAUUUUAACGAUGUUACUAUAUAUUUAUUUAUAAAAACAUGCGUAGAUUAGUAAAUAAGAGGCUGAUAUCAAAACCUGCGUGAUUGACUAAACAAAUCGUACGUUUUCAAAGGUUAUACUAUAAUUAUGGUGUCAACUGUAACGAAGUGCAUUGUAAGACUAGUACAUUUUGCGUGAAGGCAAGACAUAUAUUUUAUGAAAAAGUGUUAUAACGGAGACAAGAUCGAUAUUUUUUGAUGGAUAUGUACCUAAACUAUGAAGGACCGACGUAGUUAUGUUUUAAAUGUAGAGAUCAAAAUAAUUUAUUUUUUGGUACGUUUACUUUGUUGUAGACGGUGUUUUCGUGAAAAACUGUAAAAUUAAAUUAAUAAGUAUUUUUUUAUAAAACUUGCAAUUACAAAUUGUUCUCUUUACAUGUGCUUUUGUAAAGAAAGAUGUCGUAAAAAAUAAUAAAGCAAGCAUUCAUCCUAAGAAAUUGAUACAAAUAAUAAUAACCAAUCGACAUAACUCAUCGGUAAUAGAAUAACAAUACCAUAUAAAUUUAAAAAGUAUAAAAAUAAUGGCAACAAGUUUGCAUACUUGUACAUUUGCAUUCAUGUGAAUGACAUUUUAGUUUUUGGUUGUUGUAAUUACGACACGAUAGAAAUUAUUUCUAUAUUUAUUUUAA